GCACGCGCAGUUGGUCCAUAACGACACGACGAGCGGUUGUUUUCAAUAGCAACCGUGACUCAGGGCUGAAUAAAGUCGUCGUAAAUGAUUGAGACAUGUCCACUCUGCUGGAUGAGACAGCGGCCGAUGUCCCGGUCAGAGACGUCACAGUCAACCUGUCCAGACUCAGCGCUUUUCCACAAGAUAUGAACCAGAACGCCAGGACGCGACAGGACAUCGGCCGGGUGUCCAGGGAGGAGCUGGAGGACCGGUUCCUCCGUCUCUACGAGGAGACGCUGCUCCUCAAACAACACAUCCACAACCAGGACGACAAGAUCAAGAAACUGGGUACGAAGCUGAUGAGGCUGGUGAAGGACCGGGGCCGCAUGGAGCAGCUGGCCGCGGGGGGGCCCCAGCCUCUCUCCAAGCUCCGGGACGUGGAGAUGGAGGAAAUGAUGGAGGAGCUCCAGGACAAAGUGCGGGGGCUGCAGGCGGAGAACGAGAGGCUGAAACAGCGCCUCCUCGUGGCCAAGCAGCAGCUGGUCACCUCCCAGAGCCAGAGGCCGGUGGCGUACGGCCACGUCCAGCCACGGGUCAACUCUGGGAUGAAGAGGCUCAGAGAAGACACCUCAUCACCUUCUCAGAUACGACCCAAGAGUACGAGGAGUUUGGAGGGAGGUGGGCGACCUCCGUCUGGUCACCUGCCUCGAUAUGGACACAGUCUGCUGGAGGAGGCGAGGGCCGAGAUCCGUAACCUAGAGAACGUGAUCGAGUCCCAGCGGAGCCACAUGGAGGAGCUGGAAGGAGCCUCGGAGCAGCUGAGGGAGGAGAUGAGGAGGAAGGAGGUCGACUAUGAAGAAAGACUGGUCCAGGCGAGACAGCAGCAGACGUCCAACCUCAGGUCACAUGUCAACAGCAACGUGGUGAUGAUCAAACUGCAGAAGCAGCUGGUGGACAGAUCCAACGCCGUGGCCGAGCUGGAGGGUCGAUUCCUGCAACUACAGGAGACUCAGCUGACCCUGAGGACCAGCCACGAGGCGGCCAUGGCGAAGGUGGACGAGCUGUCGGCUCAGCUGAAGGACGAGAGGCUGAAGAGUCUGGACCUGGAGCGGCAGCUGCAGACCUCCAACAUUUCUAAGAGGAGGAUGGAGCAGCUGGACGAGAGGAUCCGAGAACUGGAGCAAGAGAGGGACCAGCUGAAGGACGCCAACGAGAGACUGGUGAACAGAGCCCUGGAUGUGUCCCAGCAGCAGAAGCAUCAGAUCCUGGAGCACCAGCUCCGGGUCCAGAUCUCUCAGCUGGAGGCGGCUCUGAAGGCCGACCUCGUGGACAAAAACGAGAUCCUGGACAAGAUCCAGGCAGAGAGAGAUACCAAUGACAAGCUGUCAGAAGAAAACAAGAAACUUCACGUUCAGUUCCUGGAGCAGAAGCAACAACUGGAGGAGACCAGAGAGCGUCUGAAGUUCUACAGCAGAGAAGGAGACUACGAUGUGUCAGAACUCACUGAGGCUCUGCUGCUGAUUAAAACACGUAGAUCCCAGCAGAGAGGAGACCUGGGCUUCCUGAAGGAGGUGGAGGAGGAGGUGAAGGAGGAGGCGAGCAGCCGGCAGACCUCCAUCACAGACCUGAGAGCUGCUCACGCUGAAACCAUCCAGGAGCUGGAGAAGACCAGAAACCUCCUGAACAUGGAGAGCAGGAUCAGCAAAGACUACAAGGUGGAGCUGGAAGCAGCGUUAAGGAAGAUGGAGGCUGAUAAAGUGGAGUACGAGCAGAAGCUGCAGCGUCAGACGGAGCUGAUGGAGACCAGGGCAGCAAAGAUCAGGAAACUGGAAGCUCAGCUCAGAGACAUCGCCUACGGCACCAAGACCUAUGCUUUUAAAGCGGACGUCCCAGCAGGAGAUGAAUCAGAGGAUGAGCCCGUUCACCUGGAGCGUGGAGAGAAUCUCGUAGAGUUUCAGAUCGUGGGUGUGACUCUGUCUCCGGACGCUCUGCAGGCGCUGGGAGACACCGAACCCUCCACCUUCUGCACAUACUCCUUCUAUCUGUUUGAGCCACACUCCACUCCGGUGGUGACGGGCCGCGAACCCAAGUACGGCUUCACUUCCAGGUAUGUGGUGAGCAUGGACGACGGCUUCCUCCGCUACCUGCACGGCGGCUCGGUGGCCGUGGAGCUGCACCAGGCUCUGGGUCUGGACUGGAGGACGCUGGCCCGGGGACACGUCCGUCUGCAGCAGCUUCUGGAGCAGGACGGGAAGCUUCGUGGUAGCAUACCGCUGGUCGGAGCUGGUGAGGAGGCGUGGUCCUUUGGAUCUCUGGAGUUCUGGCUGAGGCUGAAGCUACCGAAGGCACAGACCGCCCUGCUGUUUAAAGAGAAGCUGAAGGCCCUGGACUACCUCCACACAGCAGCACAAACACAGCCGUCGUCGUCGAGGAGCUGGAACGAACUCUCGGUGUCGGUUCUUCGCUGCUCAGGUCUUCGGUCCAGAUGUUCCCAGAGGCCGAGCUCCUACGUCGUCUACAAGUUCUUUAACUUCCCCGACUACCCCACGGCUACAGCUGACGACCGCACGGAUCCCGACUUCCACGACGUCAAGUCCUACUCGGUCCUGAUGGACCAGGACCUGGACCGGUACCUGAAGUCUGAGGAGCUCUGGUUCUAUGUGUUCGACUACAAAGAGGAGCAGUUGGACUGGUUCCUGGGGAAGGCCGGGGUUCCUCUGAGGGACCUGGUCAGUGAACACAGCAUCUCAGGAGAGUUUGAGCUGGUUGAUCCCUGUGGACGUCCCUCUGGACACAUAGACGUUACUUUGAAGUGGACGUUCAGCUACGUCCCCCCAUCGGACUCUGAAGAGUUCAGACUGAUCCCAGAGGAAACGGCCAAACAGAAACCUGAACAGCUCCGAGUGGAUCUGGAGGAGGAGAGGAAACAUGUGGAGGAGGAGCAGGAGGAGGAGGAGGAGCAGGCUAAAGACCUCCAACGCUCCUCCCGUCAUCCUGAAGAUGCUCAGGCUCCGCCCCCCAAACCCGCACAGAGGAAGCCAGUGAAGGACGGAGCUUCUGCUAAAAAAGUCACGUUUGUAGAUUCAGCUGCAGACGAGCAGCCUGAAGACGAGAGUCCAGUAAAGAGGAAGGACAGAUCAGCUGUAAAGGUCGUGUCUAAAGCUCCUCGCAGCGCCACCGAGGAAGGGGAGGACGAUGAAGAGUCUCAUGUCUCUGAUGGACAGCUGGUCUCUGCCAGCGCUCAGUCCUCAGACGGCUCUGAAGUCUCGGAGGAAAUCCCUGAAGACGUUGUGGAGGCUCCAGACUGCCGACCAGAUGGGAGAGAGUCCAGUCAGUCUGAUAGUGAUGACUGCAUCAUUCAUGGACUCACCACAGGGAGGAAGCCCACAGAGAGGGUUCGGGUGGAGAUCGUGUCCCUGAGUCUGAGGCCAGGGUCUCGUGUGACCCGGGACGACAGUGUGGUCCGGCUGUUCGUGGAGUACUCCUUCCUGGAUCUGCCCACUGAGGAAACCCCCCUGUCUCUGCCCAAACCCCCCCAGGGCAAGAGCCUCAACUACAACUACAGCAAAGUCGUUCCUGUGGACGCUGAGAACAACGAACCCAGACGACGUCUUCUGAGACGAGUCCUGCAGGGACGAAACCCUCAGAUGGAACGGAUCCGGUUCACAGUGGUGAGCGAGCCUCCGGAGGAAGAGGAGCAGGACAGGGAGUGUGAGGACGUGGGUGUGGCCUUCCUGAGGAUCCCUGAGAUCCUGGAGACGGGUCGAGACCUGAUGGAGUCCAGUCUGACUGUGGUGGACGUGGAGGACAGCAGCGAGGUGGUUGGCAGCCUGGUGGUCUCUGUGGAGGGACUGGAGGCUCUGCAGUCCAUCAUGGAGGACCAGGACCAGGACCAGGAGACCACUGCUGUUGCCCCCCUGCUGACAUCAAGGGGACUCAACUGAUUCAUGAAAUAAAUGGAGGUGAAACGGGAUGUUCACGGGUCGGUGGUGGAGCCACACGUCGGUCUGGGUCUGGGUCUGGGUCCGGGUAACUAUGGAACCAGAUCUGAGGAGUAAAAUCAGUCCAGGUGUUUGUUGCCAUGGUAACCAGGGGUCUUCUUCAGGUUUGAAGAUUUCAGCAGGUUCAGAUCUAGACCCUCGGGUGGACUGGUCCAGAGUUUAGGGCCACGCCUCCUCAGAGACUUCAGGUCCAUCAUCUGAACCAGUCUCAGGAUUUUCUGUCCCCAGUUUCACUGCAGGUCCAAGGGGGUCCAAGGGGAUCCAAGGGGGUCCAAGGGGGUCCAAGGGGG
Messenger RNA from Mugil cephalus (flathead mullet), 4270 nucleotides. It is a transcript of the gene rpgrip1l, whose product is annotated as RPGRIP1 like. NCBI's taxonomy places the organism in Eukaryota, Metazoa, Chordata, Actinopteri, Mugiliformes, Mugilidae. The coding region runs from base 96 to 3923 and encodes 1275 amino acids. Gene Ontology annotation, biological process: non-motile cilium assembly; retinal rod cell development. The transcript is spliced from 26 exons. Gene Ontology annotation, cellular component: photoreceptor connecting cilium. The record is from RefSeq and is a predicted model, not a curated record.